This is a messenger RNA of Mytilus californianus (California mussel), 4981 nucleotides long. Its product is annotated as vascular endothelial growth factor receptor 1-like. Gene Ontology annotation, biological process: cell surface receptor protein tyrosine kinase signaling pathway; positive regulation of kinase activity; multicellular organism development. The coding region runs from base 203 to 4369 and encodes 1388 amino acids. The record is from RefSeq and is a predicted model, not a curated record. Gene Ontology annotation, molecular function: ATP binding; transmembrane receptor protein tyrosine kinase activity. The transcript is spliced from 26 exons. Gene Ontology annotation, cellular component: signaling receptor complex. NCBI's taxonomy places the organism in Eukaryota, Metazoa, Mollusca, Bivalvia, Mytilida, Mytilidae.
UUUGAUGAGAAAGGCAGUGAUAAAUAGAAAGUAAAAAUGACCCAAAAAUCACACUGAGUCUGUGUUUUACGUUUUCUAAAUAUGGAAUACGUGUGUAUUUGAAGAUAAAUUAUACCCUUACAUUUUGAUUAUAUAUGUUCAUGGUUAUGGAAGUUCUGUUAAAUUAGUUCAUUUAAAGCACCUGAACAUUUUUUACCUGGAAAUGGAUUAUACACAUUCAAAAUAUGUAUGCUGUUUGAUGAUGAUUUUUUGGAUAUUAUCAGUAGAUACCUUUCAGAAUCCUGUAUUAGAUAACCCUUUACCACAUGUUAAAGUACGACCUACCGAGGACGGCUACACCAGUUACAAUGAGACCAACUCAGGAGAUUACGUGAUACCCACGGGACAUAACUUUACGAUAGAAUGUCACGGUGCAUAUCCUCCAAGACUUAGAAUUUUACGUAGAAAUAGAAAAAAUGUAGAACCUAACUUUGUUCCCUUGAAUAUAACAAAGGUUGAACUUACAGAAAACGAAACUGACCGGAACUUUGCAGCUUUAUAUCACGUUUAUAACCCAGAUUUUACGUACACAGGAGAAUACGAAUGUUACUAUGCUGAUAAUGAAAAUCUUGGAACCAAAGUUUAUAUCUAUAUUAGCGAUCCAAACAAUUUAUUUGCACCGACAUUUUCACCAUUUCUGUUUUUGGCUAUAUACCACUAUAGGAAGGCAUAUUUACCUUGUCGGGUUACGGAUCCAUCUACAAAUGUCAAACUGAUUAAUACUGCCGGAGAUAAUGAGGUUGAGGUCGGCGACAGUACUGCUGUGUCUUAUGACCCAAGAAUUGGUUUUAUACUGCUCUACCCCAACCAGUUCUUUGAAGGCCAAUUCGAAUGUAAAGCAACAUCCAAAGAUGGGAAAAAAAAUUCACUAAUUAUGAUUCUCAAGUAUCUUAGGCAAACAUCACCACCACAGCCAGCCUUAGUAACAACUAAAACCACAGUAAUAAGAGGUGAAGAAUUUGAAAUCCAGUGCAGGAUUUAUAUUGACAGAGGAGCUGCAGUGUUUAUGAAUUGGUCAUACUCAUCUAACGAGAACUCCAGUAAUUCUAUUGAAUUAGAGCUUGAAGGACCAGUGGAUCGUGGGAGAUCAGAUCGAGUACAUUAUACAGAUCCACUGCGAGAAGUUUCCUCAGGAACUUAUGACUUUGAUGUUCUGUACAGCAACCUGACUGUGAUAAAUGCUAAAAAGAGUGACGAAGGAGUAUAUAUGUGUAAAGUGAUGACACAUGACGGAAAAUCAAAUAAUGUUAGCACUGUUAUAAAUGUAAUUGCUUCAGAUUUCAUUUCAUUAGUACCUGCCUCAUUAAAAGUGUACGGAGUAGAAGGUCAACAGGUGACCUUGAGUGCGAAAUUUACCGGAUAUCCUAUCCCUAAUAUUACAUGGUGGCAUGAGAAUAAACAGCUUCAGACUUUGGAAGGAGACGUGGAUGUUACAACUACCAAGAUAGCAACAGCUUACACUAUAAGGAAAGUAACAAGACAGAUGUCCGGUACAUACACAGUUAAAGCUCAAAAUGCCCUUGUAUCAUCCAAAGAUAUUGAACUGAUUGUUAAAUAUAAACCUUUAGUACAGAUAAAAUCGACUAAACCAGGAGAUUACUACAUACUCAACAGACUCUAUACCAUAACAUGUAAUACACAAUCAAUACCCUCGGUUGACUUCGGUGAUAUAUGGAUGGAAUUCUCACCGUGUGGCAUAAAUCUGUGUAAUGACAAGACAAGACAACAAUGGAAAAAACUGUCAGAUACUAAUCUUAAGGUGGAGUAUGAGGCUCAGGAAGGGAGUAGUUUCCAAUUAAUGUUGUUUGCUUCUCAGACUGGAGUGUUUAGGUGCAAAGCUAAGAAUGAAGUUGGAAAUACAACAUCUGCAAAGGAAAUAAUAAAGAUAAGUGAAAUGGAGGAAGGUUUGUUCUUACAUGUGUCCUAUGUUACACCAAUAGAGGAAGACAAAAUUACAAUUACCUGCUACGCCACCUUGUGGGAGUACAAUAUAGUAAAUAUAUUGUACCGGGAAGAUGGAUCAGAUACACUGCAACCAAUAGAAAAUGGGAACAGGACCACUAUUACUAUAGGGAGAUCUGCUUUUUCCCUAACAGUUAAGCUGGUUAUUCAUUCAGUCAAACUAUCAGAUACUGGUUCCUAUGUUUGUCUGGGUAUGAAACCCAAUAGCAGUAGUCAUAUAGAACCAGAUAGAACAGAAAAAAAGAUUACAGUUAGAGGGAUUGUAAAACCACAUUUAGCUGGAGGAUCACAUGAGCAAGACACGAGAAUUAGUAUUAAUGAGGGAAUAUCUUACAAAGUGGCUGAUUGUGAGAUGGUAGGGAUACCAGAACCAACCUACCGAUGGUUUAAGGACAACAAGUUAAUAGAUGAUGACAACAAUACUUUAGGGAUCUACUUUACAGACAACAAUAAGAGUUUACACAUUAAUGAAACUUCUAAAAUUCACCGAGGUGUUUACACAUGUGAAGCAACGAACCGAGGGGGCGUGGCUUACAGUAACUGGACUUUAUCUGUUGGUGAACUGAAUAAAGGACUUCAAAAAAGACAUGAAACAGAAAUAAUUGUGUCUGUGGUUGUCGUAGCAACAAUAAUGAUAGUAGUCAUAGUGAUACUGAUGUGUAUACUGUACAGACGUAAAGCUGCAGCACUGCAUAAAGAAUUGGAGAAAACGUUGAUACAUCCAAGUGGAGACUAUAAUCCUGAUAUACCUAUUGAUGAACAAACAUCCUGUUUACCCUAUGAUCCAAAAUGGGAGUUCCCAAAAAAGAGGCUCAGACAAGGUAUGGUAUUAGGUCAGGGGGCCUUUGGUCGUGUCAUUAAAGCAGAGGCUAUUGGUAUACAGGAUUGUGAAGAUGUCUCUACAGUUGCUGUAAAAAUGGUUAAAGAUUGCACAGAUAAAGAACAGAUGAUGGCUUUACUGUCAGAGCUGAAGAUACUGAUUCAUCUCGGUCAGCAUCUCAAUAUUGUAAAUUUAUUGGGUGCCGUGACCAAGGAAAUCAGAUAUGGUGAAUUAAUGGUGAUUGUUGAAUACUGCCAUUUUGGAAAUCUCCGUAACUACCUCAUUAAAUAUAAAGAGACAUUUAAGGACACCAUGGAAGAUUACGUCGAUCCCGUUGAGAUGAAGAGGCGUGAGGCAGUUAGAGAUUCUGCUAAAACACCCUAUUAUGUUAAUAAAGCUCCUUUAGAGGACUCUGCUGAUACAGAUGGUCCACUUCUGACCACCAAAAAUCUCAUUUGUUGGGCUUUCCAGGUUGCUAGAGGAAUGGAAUACUUGGCUUCUAAAAAGUACAUUCACAGAGAUUUAGCAGCUAGGAAUGUUCUGUUAGCACAAGAUAAUGUUGUGAAGAUCUGUGAUUUUGGUCUGGCUAAAGACUGCUAUACAAAUCCUGAGUAUCAUAAAAAGGGAGAUGGUCCAGUACCAGUGAAGUGGAUGGCAAUAGAAUCUCUAACACAUCAAGUCUACACAACUAAAAGUGAUGUAUGGUCAUAUGGUGUGUUUAUAUGGGAAUUAUUUUCUUUAGGCGGUACACCUUACCCGGGCAUUGAAAUCAACGAAAAGUUUAUCAACCUGCUGAAGGAUGGAUACUUUAUGGAGAAACCAGAACAUUCAUCAGAUGAAAUGUAUAAAGUGAUGAAAGCAACAUGGCGAACUGAACCAGAUGAAAGACCGACUUUUACACAGUUAGCCUGUCUUAUGGGAGAUUUCUUAGAGGCCAAUGUUAAGCAGUAUUACUUGGAUUUAAAUUCAUCAAAUUACUUUAAAAUGCUUGAUUCAGACAAGGCAGAAGAAAAUUCAGGCAAAGGAGCGUGUGGAUAUGAUGGCUAUCUGAAAAUGAAUGGUGAAACCUCAGACUAUACAAAAAUGGAGCAAGCUCCACCGCCUCCGACUGAUCAGAUUAAGUUUGUUGUAGAAGAUGAUGAAACUGACAGAAGUCGAUACCUCAACCAAAAACAAUGGCGUAAGGAGAAAUCUAGUGAUGUUGAACUUGAACCAUUGACAGGAAAAGAUGAUAGUGACAAUGUUAUAUUACGUAAAGCAAAUAAGCGUGAACAAUCCCCACAAAAUAUCAAUACUUCAGCAGACGUUCAUAGAAACGAUGACACAGAUAGUGGACAUUCUAGUACAUGUGUACCAGGAACCUCACCCCCUGAUACAGGAGAGGAUGGAUAUUUGAUACCCAAGUCAGGACCAGAUGGUGGGUUUGUCAAAAAAAACGGGAACAAAAAGAACAAAUCAAACAAUUUCUCUACAGACUAUCGCCAUACUGAAGAUCAACCACCACCAACAUAUUCCACAGUUGUAGAAGAUAGUGAAACUCUUGUGUAGUAAAGGGAGAUAAUUUGUGUAAACAAUAGGAGAUAAAUCAGGGUCUGUUAAUUAAACAUAGUUAAUAAGUCAGUAAUGCCAUUAACCAAGUUAUUGUGAAUUAAGUUGUGUUAAUAAAUAUAUGACCCAAAUUCAUAACUUUAUAAAUCUAAAUAGUAUUAGCAUCAUACAGAUGUAAAUUGACAUUAAUAAAGAAUUAGUUUAAAUCAUAAAAAUCAUCCAAAGACAAGUUACUGUAAAUUCAGAAAUUAUUGCAUUCAUUUAUUAUUGUGAUUUUUGAAGAAAGGACAUAAGUGCGACAUUUGUUAUUGCGAUUUCAGGAAAUCUGUGUACAUAUAUAUGUAUCAGAGAUCAGAAUGCAAUUUCUUUUUAUUACGAUUAUCACCAGUGGCAUUAUUCGCAAUAAUAAAAAUUUCUGAAUUUACAGUUAAUUUAGAGCAAAUUUGUGCAAUAAGCUAUUUGACAUUUGUAUAUAUAUAUUUCAUGAUACUGAAUAUGUUACUAAGUGCAAGGAAAAGUUACUUUAACUAUAUUUGGAUUGAGUGUAUUAUUUAUUGAAACAUACUUUGAUACUAUUAUUUUAGAUUUGUUGCAGUAAAACAUUAGAUUAUC